Molecule: messenger RNA, 1380 nt
Organism: Acanthisitta chloris (rifleman)
Lineage: Eukaryota; Metazoa; Chordata; Aves; Passeriformes; Acanthisittidae
Product: tyrosine 3-monooxygenase-like
Exons: 12
Coding region: 1-1380 (459 amino acids)
Biological process (GO): dopamine biosynthetic process from tyrosine
Cellular component (GO): axon; perikaryon; cytoplasm
Molecular function (GO): iron ion binding; tyrosine 3-monooxygenase activity
Source: RefSeq, a predicted model, not a curated record
AUGAAGACUGACUUGGUAGGGAUCUCAGACCAAAAAGAAGACACCAUCAAAGAGAAGGAGAUGUGUGGCAUAGAGUCAUCAAACAACCAAAGCAGCCUGGACUCCAACAGGGAGGAUGACAGAGCCACUCUCAUCCUAACCUUCACCCUCUGCAAUGUGAGGAAGAUUGAGCUCUCUAAAGCAGCCAAAGUCUUUGAGAUGUUUGAAACUCAGAUCUAUCACUUUGAAACCCGACAAGCGAAACAACCCAAGAACUAUGCUGAUGACCUUGAUGUUUUUGUUGAAUGUGAAGCUCACAGUGCUGAUGUUAGUAUCCUCAUCACCUCCUUAAAGACAGUAGCAGAGGAUGUGAAAACCAGCAGAGAAGAAAAAGUGCCCUGGUUCCCCAGAAAAAUCCAAGAUCUGGACAAGUGUCAACAUCUGAUCACUAAGUAUGAUCCCAGUUUGGACAACGGUCACCCUGGAUUUGCUGACCUGGAGUAUAAGGAACGGAGAGCAUUCUUUGCUGACCUUGCCUUUAAUUACAGAGCAGAAGACCCUUUGCCUCGCAUUGAGUACACAGCACAGGAGACUGCAACUUGGAGAGAGGUCUACAGGAAGCUGAGAAGCCUUUACCCUACUCAUGCCUGUACACAGUACCUGGAUGCUUUCCAGCAGCUGGAGAAGUGCUGUGGCUAUCAAGAGGAUAAUAUACCUCAACUUCAGGAUGUCUCCAGAUUUUUAAAAGAGAGAACAGGUUUCCAGCUGAGGCCAGCUGCAGGACUGCUGUCAGCUCGUGACUUCCUUGCCAGCCUGGCACUUCGUGUCUUCCAGUGCACACAGUAUAUAAGACAUUUCUCUUCUCCUAUGCAUUCCCCAGAACCAGACUGCUGCCAUGAGUUGUUGGGUCAUGUUCCCAUGUUAGCUGACAAGGAGUUUGCUCAGUUCUCACAGGAUAUUGGACUGGCUUCUCUUGGAUCAUCUGAAGCAGAGAUUGAGAAACUGGCCACACUCUAUUGGUUCACUGUGGAGUUUGGUCUCUGCAAGCAAAAUGGAUUGAUCAGAGCUUAUGGGGCAGGAUUGCUUUCAUCUUACGGGGAGCUUAUGUAUGCUUUGUCAAACAAGCCAGAGUACAAACCUUUUGAUCCAGAAGUUGCUGCAGUUCACCCCUACCAGGAUCAAGCCUUCCAGCCUGUCUAUUUCAUAGCAGAAAAUUUGGAAGAUGCCAAGGUCAAGCUUCAAAACUACGCAAUGAAGAUCAAGAAGCCUUUUUAUCUGCACUACGACCCCUUCACCAGCAGCAUAGAGGUCAUGAACAGACCACAGAAAGUCAAGAAGGCACUCUGUCAGAUGAAAAAGGAACUGAAAAACCUCUGCUUGGCCCUUGAAAACCUCACUUAA